Talpa occidentalis (Iberian mole) is the source of this 2058-nucleotide messenger RNA. It is a transcript of the gene GALNT14, whose product is annotated as polypeptide N-acetylgalactosaminyltransferase 14. Gene Ontology annotation, cellular component: Golgi apparatus. NCBI's taxonomy places the organism in Eukaryota, Metazoa, Chordata, Mammalia, Eulipotyphla, Talpidae. The coding region runs from base 10 to 1671 and encodes 553 amino acids. The transcript is spliced from 15 exons. The record is from RefSeq and is a predicted model, not a curated record.
GAGGGGACCAUGCGGCGCCUGACUCGCCGCCUGAUGCUGCCGAUCUUCGGGGUGGUGUGGAUCACCGUGAUGCUGUUCUUCUGGGUCUCCAAGAAGAAGUUGGAGGUGCCGACGGGGCCCGAAGUGCAGACCCCCAAGGUGUCAGAUGCUGACUGGGAUGACCUGUGGAACCAGUUUGAUGAACGGCGAUAUCUGAAUGCCAAAAAGUGGCGUGUUGGCGACGAUCCCUAUAAGCUGCACGCUUUCAACCAGAGGGAGAGCGACCGGGUCCCUAGCAAUCGGGCCAUCCCGGACACAAGACAUUUGAGAUGUGCCCUGCUGAUGUACUGCAAGGACCUGCCUUCCACCAGCAUCAUCAUCACCUUCCACAACGAGGCCCGCUCCACUCUGCUCAGAACCAUCCGCAGUGUAUUAAACCGCACCCCUAUGAAUCUGAUCCAGGAAAUCAUAUUAGUGGAUGACUUCAGCAAUGACCCUGAUGACUGCAAACAGCUCAUCAAGUUGCCCAAGGUGAUAUGCUUACGCAAUAACGAGCGGGAAGGUCUGGUCCGGUCCCGGAUCCGGGGUGCCGAUGUGGCCAAGGGCACCACCCUGACUUUCCUGGACAGCCACUGUGAGGUGAACAGGGACUGGCUCCAGCCGCUGCUGCACAGGGUCAAAGAGGACUACACGCGCGUGGUGUGCCCGGUGAUCGACAUCAUCAACCUGGACAGCUUCCACUACAUCGAGUCUGCCUCGGAGCUCAGAGGGGGGUUUGACUGGAGCCUCCAUUUCCAGUGGGAGCACCUCUCCCCACAGGAGAAGGCUCGACGCCUGGACCCCACUGAGCCCAUUAGGACUCCCAUCAUAGCUGGAGGGCUCUUUGUGAUGGACAGAUCCUGGUUCCAGAAACUGGGGAAAUACGACAUGGCCAUGGACAUCUGGGGUGGGGAGAACUUUGAAAUCUCCUUCAGAGUGUGGAUGUGCGGGGGCAGCCUAGAGAUCAUCCCCUGCAGCCGAGUGGGCCAUGUCUUUCGGAAGAAGCACCCGUAUGACUUCCCGGAUGGAGACGCCAACACGUACAUAAAGAACACCAAACGGACAGCUGAAGUGUGGAUGGAUGAAUACAAACAGUACUACUACGCUGCCCGGCCCUUUGCCCUGGAGCGGCCCUUUGGAAACAUUGAGAGCAGACUGGAGCUGAGGAGGACUCUGCAGUGCCAGAGCUUCAAGUGGUACCUGGAGAACGUCUAUCCGGAACUCAGCAUCCCCCCAGACUCCUCCAUCCAGAAGGGCAAUAUCCGACAGAGGCAGAAAUGCCUGGAGUCUUCCCAAAAAGAGAAAAACCAAGAACCCGCCAACGUCAAGUUAAGGCCCUGUGUCAAGAUCAAAGGCGAAGAUCUGAAGUCCCAGAUCUGGGCCUUCACAUACACCCAGCAGAUCAUCCAGGAGGAGCUGUGCCUGUCAGUCAUCACCUUUUUCCCUGGCGCCCCCGUGGUUCUCGAGUUUUGCAAGAACGGAGAUGACAAGCAGCAAUGGAGCAGGACGGGCUCCCGCAUCGAGCACAUGGCUUCCCACCUCUGCCUGGACACGGACUUGUUUGGUGAUGGCUCUGAGAAUAGCAGGGAAGUCGUUGUCAACCCGUGUGAGUCCUCACUCAUGAGCCAGCACUGGGACAUGGUGAGCUCUUGAAUGUCCGGGGGCCGUGGGCUGGCGCUCUCCGUGAGAGCCGCAGACUGGAACGCAGGCCGCCAGCAGCCCACACCCACUGCAGAUGUCCUGCACUGGAAGCUGGAGCCAGAGCCCCCAGGACAGGAGCAGCUGUCUCAGGGAGGAUGGAGGCAAAGAUGGCAAGCCACAUGGGGCUCAGCGUUAAAGCCCAUGGGUUCUCGAUACCGUUCCGGUCCUGUCCUGGCCCCAUCUGCCCCGGCUGGUAUCUGGAGACAGAUCCACCGGGAAGUGUUUACAUUGUUCCCUUUCUUACAAAAGAGACCAGAGAGAUUAGCUUUCCUUGUCCCUAGACCAGGAUUGAGUUGAGAGAUGAAGAAUAGAGGCAGUUUUCGAACAAAUAAAAGUAAC